AUGACCUCCCGAAAGCGUGCCUCGGACCCCCAGGGUCCUGGUGAUGCAAAUUGCUCUCAGUCUAAGAAAGUCAAGGCCACCUCGGGGAAUGAAUUAACCAGCAAGAUUGAUGCCAAUGGGGAUCGGUACUGGGAAAUCUCCAAAAUGCGCCGUGUGACUAUUUCCGAGUUCCGAGGCAGAACCAUGGUGAGCGUGCGUGAAUACUACGAGAAGGACGGGCAGGAACUCCCCGGAAAAAAGGGAAUCUCCAUGUCCAUCGAACAGUUCUCUGCCCUGGUUGAGCUUCUCCCAGAUCUUGAGCAAACCCUUCAGCAGCGGGGUGAAUCGCUACCUCGACCAGUGUACAGUGGCGCCGCCAGCCAGGUGGAUGACGAGGGCGAUAAAGAGCAAAGCAGGCCAGACAAAGAUGCGAGCCCCUCGAAGCAGAAUAUUGAGGCGACGAGUGAUGAAGACAGCGAGGCAUAG
Molecule: messenger RNA, 465 nt
Organism: Penicillium canariense
Lineage: Eukaryota; Fungi; Ascomycota; Eurotiomycetes; Eurotiales; Aspergillaceae
Product: transcriptional coactivator p15/PC4 family protein
Exons: 2
Coding region: 1-465 (154 amino acids)
Biological process (GO): positive regulation of transcription initiation by RNA polymerase II
Molecular function (GO): transcription coactivator activity; DNA binding
Source: RefSeq, a predicted model, not a curated record